AUGCCGGGUUUGGCUGAAAACACGCCGUCUGUGCUACGAGGGGAUAUAGUGCAAGUGCUAUUCGCGGGCAAGGUGGAUGAGGGCAGGGUCAUGCAAGUACACUUAGAAGACAUAGACAUAGACAUGUUUAAAAUGGCGAAUCUAUGCCUUACCGGUGCGAAGGUUGAUGUCCGGUUCGUGGCUGGGAGAGGGGUAGUGCGACUAGGCUAUCAGGGCGUAACAAAAGCAAACAACAUACCAUAUCUGAUCUUCCCUCUUCCGGAAUUAGCAGAUGACGACGAAUACGGCAGCACACCGCCAAUCGAGGCAAGCGAUGACUCGUACUUCAUCAACAGAAACUUGAAUGAGCCGCAGAAAGCUGCUGUGUGCAGUAUACUGCGCGGGAGAUGCCGGCUAUCGCCCAUGAUUGUAUUUGGUCCUCCUGGCACAGGCAAAACCACGACGUUGGUGGAAGCGAUUCUACAAUUGGCGAAGGGUACUGCAACGACUGAGCCUCGCCGAGUGCUGGUAACCGCACCCACAAAUGUGGCGUGCGAUGUGAUCACCGAGCGCUUGGCAGCCCUGAACAAGUCCCAGCUCUUCCGACACAUGGCCUUCACUCGCAACCCCAAGGCCGUUUCGGCUGUGGUGGGCGGGUACUGUCACUACAGACCUGAUGGGGCGGGAUAUGAGCCAAGAUCACUGAGAGACUUGCAGAGCUACACUGUGGUCGUGGCCUCGUUGAUGACUGCGGCCAAGAUGUUCAACUAUGGCUUCGAGCGUGGGCAGGCUACCGAGCCCGAUUUACUGGCACCGCUGUCGACAUUAGCGGAUAGAUAUACUACUGUGGUGCUGGCAGGAGAUCCCUUGCAGUUGGGACCCGUAUUGCACUCGUAUGAGGCGAGUGAGUAUGGCCUGUCUGUGUCUAUGCUUGAGAGACUGAUGAGGCUACCGCAAUACUCCAAGCGCAAGGCCACUGUGGAGAGAGAGUCGAGCACUCAGCCAUGGGGUACCUGCGCUUGUGCAACUGAUGUCGAAUACGAGUGCAAUCCAGAGGGCAUAAGCAUAGCUGAACCCUACUCAGAGGAAGACUCCGCACUCUCGCCGAUACACAAUUCACCGGCACAGACACACAAGCUGUUCUACGACAACGAAUUGAUCGCCAAAGCGAGUAAGGCCGAGUCUGCAGCUUUUGUGGACUGGGAAUGGCUGCCCAACAAACAGGUGCCGCCGAUCUUCCACGGUGUAGCGGGGAAAGACCGUCGAGAAGCCGACAGUCCCUCGUGGUUCAAUGCGGACGAGUGUAUGGUUGUUCUGGAUUAUGUGAAGAAGAUUCUGGACACCAAGAAAAAUCGCACACAGCCGCAUCAGAUCGGCAUCAUCACACCCUACGCCAAACAACGCCAGAAGCUCGAGCGAUUGCUGCGCACACGCAAUCUGCAGAAGGUGCGUGUGGGUACCACGGAGAUGUUCCAGGGCCAGGAGUGUCGAGUAAUCAUCAUCUCAUGCACCCGGUCUAGCAAGGACUAUAUCAUGUCAGACCAGAAGUACAAGAUAGGGUUCCUGGCGAAUCCCAAGCGGUUCAACGUCGCCACGUCGCGAGCUAAGGCGCUGCUGAUAGUUGUGGGGAACCCCUUUGUGCUGGCAUGCGAUCCGCACUGGGGGACUCUUCUGCACGACAGCGUGUCUAAAAAAGCUUACACGGUUGUGCCUUACAAUUUCCCGACGAAAGUCAAGGAAAGUUCGGUACAAAAUGACCCGAUAACAGAAGCUGACGAUCUGGCGACACGGUUGCGCAAGCUCUGGUUAACCCCUAAGGUAGGAGAAGCUGCAGGCGAUGCGGAUCCGGAUGUCGAACGGGAUAGAGUGGAGGAAACAGGUAUCAGUGCCCCUAGGGAAGAGUAG
Molecule: messenger RNA, 1884 nt
Organism: Sphaeroforma arctica JP610
Lineage: Eukaryota; Ichthyosporea; Ichthyophonida
Exons: 3
Coding region: 1-1884 (627 amino acids)
Molecular function (GO): helicase activity
Source: RefSeq, a predicted model, not a curated record